CAGAUAAUUGCGAGUAUACAAUCCAGUUUUUUGACAAUUUAUUUGGAAAUUCCUCAUUUUUCCUUUGAAUCUUUGGACUUAUUUUUUGUUUUCGAUGAUUUUUCCAUUCAAAUAUGAUUUUUAUUUCUAGGUGUUCAACUUUAUUGCUCAUUAUACUCCAUCAAAUGAAUUCAGGUGGUUUUUGAUAUCAGUUUCCUUCAACUUCCAAAAAGUAAGGAGGUUUUAAACUGCGAAAUGCGUUUUUCUCGAAACUUACUUUUUGUGACAUUCCCCCUUUUGCCCCUGUGGUCUUCAUUUGUAGUGAGUAUACUAUUUUUCAUCUUCCGAAGUAAUGAAGUCCUUCAUUAUUAUUAUUAUUAUACUUAUUAUGUGUUUUCGAUCAAAAUAAAAUUGUGAAAAACAUGAGGGAAAAGUAGACUCUGAAACAGAAUUGGGACUUUUAUCUUCUGAAAAUUAAAAUGCCGAGAUAUCUUGUCCGAUUAUUGUGAUAUUGAAAUGACUAAGAAUGGUAUGGUGAGGUGAGGUAUGUAUGUACCUACUCCAAUCAUUCUAGAUUCUUGAUCCUGUCCUAGUUACUGAUGACAUUCAUUGAAGAACGCUUGAAAAAUAUGGACUAGAUAAAACCACAGUGAUGAAAAUGACUGUCAAGUUAAGGAGUGUUGUUUUGGUUUUAGUGAUAUACAUUUUUCGUGAAUGUUACGGAGAAUAUCGUGAAAUCUCAGAUGUAGAAUAUGCUUCUAUGCCAGAUCUAUUUUUUUUGGAUAAUUAUGAAAAGUGUUUGGCAUUGGGGAAACAAGCCGUUUUCUGUACACUGAAUUUCGAAUUACAACCUCUCGUGGAAAACGAGACGAAUAAUCUCUGGAAUAUCAUUAAGAAUGUCAGUUCUGAUCCAAGGAACUAUAGGCAUGACCACUUGAGACAUGGUAUUUGUGUUUCCACAUUCUGUCCAAAUUUUGACGAAGACUUUGAAGAAUUUUCAGUCAAAGAUGUAGUAGAAGAAUGCUAUAACAACAAAUACAAAUCCCUUGGAUUGAAGGGUAACAUUUCAAAUUUGAAAUGCGAUAGUGUGCAAAGCAAAUACCCUUUUGAUAUAUACGAUAUAAUAUUCAUAACAUGUUUCUUAUUUUAUUCGAUUUUCGUAAUAUUCGCUUCUAUUUAUGAAGGCAUCGCAAGGUAUCAGGAAAAAGAAGUUUAUGAUGAAAUAACUGGUACUAUAGCUGGUCAACUCAUCACAGCUUUUUCGAUUCCAAAGAACUGGAACAGGCUGAAAUCUAUUAAUUCCAAUCAGGAUGCUGAGAAACUCAGAUCAAUACAAGGCAUGCGGUUUUACAACAUGAUUUGUGUCAUUUUGUGUCACACAGUCAUGAUAACUUUCGCUGUACCAGUGGCCAAUCCAAAAUAUACUGAGAAUAUGACUAAUGAACCACUGAACAUGUUUUUGGCCAACGGAAACUAUGCAGUGCAGACGUUUUUCGUCAUUUCUGGAUGGCUAUUGUCCUAUCACUUUUUCCAAAUGCUGGAAGGUCGAAAACACUUGAGUCUAAGAUUUCUCCUAGUUGCUUUCAUGAAUAGAUAUAUAAGACUGACACCUACAUUGGCAAUCAUGAUAGCUUUCGAAGCAACUUUGUUGAUACAUUUGGGAAAAGGACCAUACUGGGACAUUCUAGUUGGAAGAGAAUAUCGAAAUUGUAGACAAAAUUGGUGGACCAACCUUUUGUAUAUAAACAAUUACGUCGAAAAAAAUAAUAUGUGUUUACACCAAACUUGGUAUAUAGCUUCAGAUACACAACUCUACCUGCUAUCUCUGUUACUUUUAAUGAUAAUCUGGAAGAAUCAGGACAAAAUAAAUAUAAUACUAGGCAGUAUUCUUACAAUUGGCCUGAUAAUACCAGGUGCAAUAUCGUUCAUGAACAAUUACGAUAUAGUCAUACAUCAAUAUCCCGAGGUACUUUAUGAUUUGAGAGGAUUGCAAAUUGAUGCUUGGCACCACUUGUAUACAUCGGGUUAUUCAAACAUCACUGGCUAUGCAAUCGGACUCACUUUCGGAUACAUAUUCUACAAAUACAAGAACAAAGUAUUGCAAUUAUCAAAAAUGCAUGUUAUAUUAUGGUGGAUCCUGACCUUUGGAAUGUGCAAUUUUAUAGUAUUGAUAGCAGCUAGGAUGUACGAUCCAGCUUUCAGGAGUUCACGAUUGGAAUCAGCUCUAUACUGGGCCUUCGGCAAGAAUGUUUUCGCACUCGGAAUAGCCAUCGCCAUAUUCGGAUUUUCACAAAAAAUUGGAUGGUUUGCUAGAUCGGUUACUGAGUGGAAAGCAGUAAGCGUCUUAGGAAGGCUAACAUACAGCACUUAUAUUGUUCAUACAGCUGUGAUAAGAAUAAGAGGCGGCCUAAUGAGAUCUCCUACGUAUGUCAAUGAUUACUUAUUGUUGAUGACUACUCUUGGAGACAUUGUUUUGUCUUAUCUGGUGGGUACUGUGAUGUGCCUCAUGUUUGAAAUGCCAAUAUCGGCCUUGCAGAAACUUAUGGUGCCACAAAUGAAGAGACCCACCCCUGAACGUGGGUCUUCAGAAAAAUCAUUGAAAACUUUGGAUUAUGAUGCGUGCGAUAAUGAAGAAAAUGAAUGUUCCAAGGUAUAAUAAAAUUGUUUCAAUGAGUAAUAACACCCUUGUUUUUAUUGCGUGAAAUGCCUAUUUGAAUCGAAAAAAAUCAAAGAAAAUUUUUCAAUUUGACAAUAUGAGAAAAAUUCUAAACAUGUUCAGUAAUUACUUUUUAAUGUUAUUGUUACAAAAACGGAAGCAUGAAUGUUCAUUUUAUUUCUUCGAAUUUCAGAGGUAAUGGUUCCUUUGGAAAUGUUGUCAACUUCUUAGUGUCAAAUUUCACUGUUUUCCUCUCGUCAGUAAGGCUAACUUUGAAUGAAGACAAGAUGGUGAAUAUACAUAAUUUGAUAUGUAACAGGGUCAUCGAAAAAC
Phaedon cochleariae (mustard beetle) is the source of this 2968-nucleotide messenger RNA. The record is from the annotation of a GenBank genome assembly. Lineage: Eukaryota; Metazoa; Arthropoda; Insecta; Coleoptera; Chrysomelidae.